Messenger RNA from Arvicola amphibius (Eurasian water vole), 387 nucleotides. Its product is annotated as cofilin-1-like. The transcript has a single exon. The coding region runs from base 1 to 387 and encodes 128 amino acids. Lineage: Eukaryota; Metazoa; Chordata; Mammalia; Rodentia; Cricetidae. The record is from RefSeq and is a predicted model, not a curated record.
AUGGCCUCUGGCAUGACUGUCUCUGAUGGUGGGAUCAGGGCAUUCAAUGACAUGAAGGUAUUUAAGUCCUCAGUGCCAGGGGAAGCAAAAUGCAAGGAGACAAAGCUCUUCUGCCUGAGAGGGGACAAGAGAAACAGUAUCCUGCAGGAGGGCAAGGGGAUCCUGGUAGGUGAUGGGGCACAUGUAGGGACCACCACCUUUGUCAAGAUGCUGCCAGACAAGGGCUGCUGCAAUCCUCUCUGUGAUGUGAUACAAGCUAGGAGAGCAAGGAGAAAGGGAGCCUGGCGUUCAACUUCUGGACCCCCCCGAGAGAGGGCCCUUAAGAGCAAUGGCAUCUAUGCCAGUCCCACAGAGGCCAUCAGGAAGAAGAUGACAGAUCAAGAAUGA